AUGGAUUACGAUGCGAUGAUGUUAGAUACGGAGGCGUCCGGGCCUAUCGUGAAGAUUCCAGUUAUUGCGCCGCAUUCGGUCGAUUUCGAAUUAUCAAACGUGGAUCUGGCUUUCGCGAACUCGAUACGACGGGUCAUCAUGGCUGAGGUCCCUACAAUGGCAAUUGACCUCGUAGAAAUUGCGGCGAACACAUCGGUACUAGCAGAUGAAUUUAUCUCGCAUCGGUUGGGGCUUAUUCCAUUAAACUCAAAAAAUGCAGACAGUAUCGAAUACUCACGGGACUGUGAUUCUUGCGACAACUACUGCGACAAGUGCAGCGUUACUCUUACGUUGCACGCGCGAUGUACAGGAGAUGAGAUUAUGAAAGUCUACGCACGGGAUCUGGUAGUUGAGGCCGUAUCUGGGAAUGGAGAUCUAGGAAGUCCAGUGAUCACAGAUCCAGAGGGGUUAGGCACUGUUAUUUGCAAGCUGCGCCAGGGCCAGGAACUGCGCAUGAAGUGUAUUGCAAAGAAGGGAAUCGCAAAAGAGCAUGCCAAGUGGGCACCAGUAUCUGCUGUAGGUUUCGAGUACGACCCACAUAAUAAGCUGAAGCACGUCGAUUUGUGGUAUGAGGAGGAUGCCGCAGCAGAAUGGCCUGAAAGUGAAAAUGUCAAAUGGGAAGAACCACCACAAGAAGGCGAGCCGUUCGAUUACGAUGCAGUGCCCGAACGAUUUUAUUUCGAGGUAGAGAGUGUCGGAAACCUGGAACCAGAUGCCAUCAUUCAGCAGGGAAUCAAAGUCCUACAAGAAAAGCUAGCAUCGGUCAUUGCAGCCUUGACUGGUGAGGGCGAGGGUGGCGCAAAUGGAGCUGAUUACGAACCACCACGAAGUCCGGAUAUUGGUGGCGGCGCGAAUGGCGGUGGAUGGGAUAACCAGGGCUACACGACACCAUUUGGAGCUGCGAAUGGUGGUGGAUGGGGAGGAACUGGAGCUGCGACGCCUUAUGGAGCCACUCCAUAUGGACAAAGUGGAACUUGGAAUUGA
Molecule: messenger RNA, 1023 nt
Organism: Glarea lozoyensis ATCC 20868
Lineage: Eukaryota; Fungi; Ascomycota; Leotiomycetes; Helotiales; Helotiaceae
Product: Insert subdomain of RNA polymerase alpha subunit
Exons: 3
Coding region: 1-1023 (340 amino acids)
Biological process (GO): DNA-templated transcription
Cellular component (GO): RNA polymerase II, core complex
Molecular function (GO): protein dimerization activity; DNA binding; DNA-directed RNA polymerase activity
Source: RefSeq, a predicted model, not a curated record